Phalaenopsis equestris is the source of this 666-nucleotide messenger RNA. RefSeq lists its product as uncharacterized. Lineage: Eukaryota; Viridiplantae; Streptophyta; Magnoliopsida; Asparagales; Orchidaceae. The transcript has a single exon. Bases 1 to 666 code for a protein of 221 amino acids. The record is from RefSeq and is a predicted model, not a curated record.
AUGCACUCCAAGUAUUGCAGAACUGAUCAUCCUAACCAGGUGAGGGCCAAACUGGGAGACUCUAUGACCUGGAAACAGAUGCUGAAAAUGAAGGAACAAGAUGAAAAUCUCUACACUUGGGAGUUGGGUCAAUGUAACAUCAACUUUUGGCAGGACAAAUGGUGCCCAGAGAACACUAUUGAACCUUUGGAUGAGAAUUUGGACAAGAACUUAAUGGUGAAGGAUUACUGGGAGGGGCAAAAGUGGUCUCAGGAAGUACUCCAAAAGGUUGUCACAGAAAACUCCAUGAGGCAGAAAUCUAAAAUCCAAUUUGACAGAAAUAAUAAGGAUAGGAUGAUUAUAAAAGUUAACUCAACCCAAAGUGUGACCCAAGCUAUUUACAAUCAGCUGUUCACCUGGGAGGAAACCUCUUGGGGUGAAAAUUUGUGGAACAAAUUCCUAUCCCCCUCUAUGGAUUUCUUCUCUUGGAUAGUGUUGAAUAACUUAAUCCCUACUGAUGAUAUUCUCAUGUUAAAGAGCUUGAAGGAGCCUUCAAAAUGCUAUCUCUACCAGAACAGUGAUGAGACAGCUACUCAUCUUUUUUUCCAGUGUGACUUCUCAAGGAAGGUUUGGGGAUCCCUGACAAUUAAUUUCCACAUCAACACUAUCAACUUGGGAUGGGAAUAA